Molecule: messenger RNA, 4327 nt
Organism: Plectropomus leopardus (leopard coralgrouper)
Lineage: Eukaryota; Metazoa; Chordata; Actinopteri; Perciformes; Serranidae
Gene: lrrc8aa
Product: leucine rich repeat containing 8 VRAC subunit Aa
Cellular component (GO): cytoplasm
Molecular function (GO): protein binding
Source: RefSeq, a predicted model, not a curated record
AGGAGUCUACAUGCAGUUUACACACUGCAUUCCUCUGUUACUGAUUUCAAACUAAUUCCUACAACCUGAACAAAGAGGGAUACCAGCAAAGGGCUCACUAUCAUUCAAGAUAAACUAAGAAAGAAUGAAUAUUUUAACUUGAAGCAAGAACAGAAGAGAAAAUAACAAAGAGGUGGGGUUAAGCCUUAAAAGGUUCGCGCAGCAGUUGUGUUCGUGAGAUCCCGCGGACCCCUCGGCUCGUGCCUUCGUGUGUUUUUUGUCCUCCGUCACUGUGGUGCAGGGCUCCGGCCCGGUGUCCGAGCAGACACAGCUGCUGAGAAACGUUUGAGAAAUGUGUCACCCGUGUGCGGCGGAGGCGAGAGACACCAUCUUUAAUAAAACAGAUAAACCAUCAUGAUUCCCAUCACAGAGCUCCGGUACUUUGCUGACACCCAGCCGGCAUACCGUAUCCUGAAGCCAUGGUGGGACGUUUUCACAGACUACAUCUCAAUCGUCAUGCUGAUGAUUGCGGUGUUCGGUGGUACGCUGCAGGUCACGCAGGACAAGAUGAUCUGCCUGCCUUGCAAGUGGGUGGUCAACAAGUCCUGCGAGACCAUGCCCGUCCCAAAUGUAAGCACCGCUUACGCACCGGAACCCAAAGGCAUUCAGUAUGACCUUGACCGUCAUCAGUAUAACUAUGUCGAUGCAGUGUGCUACGAGAACGAACUCCACUGGUUUGCCAAAUAUUUCCCUUAUCUGGUGCUACUCCACACCCUUAUCUUCCUGGCCUGCAGCAACUUCUGGUUCAAGUUCCCCCGCACAAGCUCUAAACUGGAGCACUUUGUCUCCAUCCUCCUCAAGUGCUUCGACUCCCCGUGGACAACAAGGGCUUUGUCUGAGACUGUGGUGGAGGAGAGCGACCCCAAGCCUCAUGGGAAAAUGAACGGUUCGAUGGAUAAGAAGGCUUCAUGUGUGAGCGAGGAUGUUGAAGCUAGCGUGCCCAUGCUCCAACGAACAAAGUCCAGAAUUGAACAAGGAAUUGUAGAUCGCUCUGAAACUGGAGUUUUAGAUAAAAAGGAAGGAGAGCAAGCCAAAGCCCUUUUUGAGAAGGUGAAGAAGUUCAGGAUCCAUGUAGAGGAGGGUGACAUAGUAUACCGUCUUUACAUACGUCAAACCAUCAUCAAAGUAAUCAAGUUUAUAUUGAUAAUUAGCUACACAGCCUACUAUGUACACUACAUCAGGUUCAGUGUGGUGUGCACAGUGAACAUACAGAAACUAACCGGUUACAGCACGUUCUAUUGUGCUCACCCGUUAGCCACUCUUUUUAAGAUAUUGGCCUGUUUCUACAUCAGCUUGGUGGUGGUUUAUGGUCUUAUCUGCAUGUACACUCUUUGUUGGAUGGUCAGCCGCUCCCUCAAACGAUACUCCUUUGAAUCGAUCCGCGAGGAAAGCAGCUAUAGCGACAUCCCUGACUUGAAGAACGAUUUUGCCUUCAUGCUACACAUGAUAGAUCAGUACGAUCCUCUUUACUCCAAGCGCUUUGCUGUGUUUCUGUCAGAGGUGAGCGAGAACAAGCUGAGGCAGCUGAACCUGAACAACGAGUGGACGUUGGAGAAGCUGAAGCAGCGCAUCACAAAGAACUCCCAGGAUAAGCAGGAGCUGCAUCUGUUCAUGCUCAGCGGCAUCCCAGACACUGUAUUUGAUCUGGUUGAGCUGGAAGUGCUCAAGCUGGAGCUCAUCCCGGAUGUAACUAUCCCACCAAUCAUCGCCCAGCUUUCCAAUCUGAGGGAGAUGUGGCUCUAUCACACACCAGCUAAAAUCGAGGCUCCAGCUCUUGCUUUCCUGAGAGAGAACCUAAAGUCUCUUCACAUCAAGUUCACAGACAUCAAGGAGAUCCCGCUGUGGAUCUACAGCCUCAAGAACCUCAGCGAGCUGCACCUAACCGGGAACCUGAGUGCUGAGAACAAUCGUUACAUCGUCAUCGACGGCCUUCGGGAGCUCAAAAGGCUCAAAGUGCUUCGUUUGAAGAGCAACCUGACCAAGCUGCCACAGGUGGUGACGGAUGUGGGCGUGCACCUACAAAAGCUCUCCAUUAACAACGAGGGGACCAAGCUGAUGGUGCUCAACAGCCUGAAGAAAAUGGUCAACCUGACCGAGCUUGAGCUUGCUCGCUGCGACCUCGAACGCAUUCCACACUCCAUUUUUAGUUUGCACAACCUGCAGGAGAUUGACCUGAAGGACAACAAUCUGAAGACGAUCGAGGAGAUCAUCAGCUUCCAGCACCUGCACCGGCUCGUGUGCCUGAAGCUGUGGUACAACCAGAUCGCCUACAUCCCCAUUCAGAUCGGAACGCUCACCAACUUGGAAAGGCUGUAUCUGAACAGGAACAAGAUCGAGAAAAUCCCCAGCCAGCUUUUCUUCUGUCGCAAGCUGCGCUUCUUAGAUCUGAGUCACAACAAUCUGACCAGCAUCCACGCUGAUGUCGGCUUCCUGCAGAACCUGCAGUACUUCGCUGUGACAGCAAACAGGAUCGAGACUUUGCCCCCAGAACUGUUCAAGUGCAAGAAGCUGCGUACUCUGAAUCUGGGAAACAACUGCCUGCAGACGCUGCCGUCACGCUUCGGGGAACUCACCGGUUUGACCCAGCUGGAGCUGAGAGGGAACCGCCUCGAGUGUCUCCCGGUGGAGCUCGGCGAGUGUCGGCUGUUGAAGAGGAGCAGUCUGGUGGUGGAGGAGGAUCUGUUCAACACGCUGCCAACGGAAGUCAAAGAACAGCUUUGGAGGGCCGAUAAGGAGCAAGCUUGAGCUAAACUUCUGUGGAAAGCUACAGAGGAGUGAGGUUUGAUUUCAGAUCACAUGAUCAAGUGAUAUUGUUUGCAGCAGUGUCAGCCAAGCAGGCCCAGAAAAGUGAUGGCUUGUUUGACUGGUGCUUUGGGGCUUCCUGGUGGGACACAUAAAAGCAAGGGAUGUCAAAUUUCAAGACCUGCAAGGAUUUCUUUAUGUGAAUCACAAGGAAUAAUCUCGAUGAUGAACGCUGGUUCAGUAAUGGGGCUUUUCUGUAAUAUCAUCCUGAAUAUAAAGCUGCAAGGAUGCAAGCAGGCGAUGUCGCAUAUGCAUGCCACUGUAGGACCUUGCUAAAGCAAACCUGUUCAUAAGAGAGCUGAAAAAAAAAACUUAGCAUGAUUCAGCCUUGCCAGUGAGCUAAAUGUGCUCACUAUCACAUCUCUGCUGAUCAUGGGAUACAUGCACAAAUUGAAAAUGCUCGAAGCAGUGUUUGCCUGAACUUCCUUUGGCCUUGAGACUCAAAGUUUUGAAAUUUUUACACUUACAUUUGCCGCGCCCCAUGUGGCUCAAACCUGACAAAUGUUAGUAAAUAUAUUAUAGUGCGACCGACAGCCAGUGUGUCCAGGCAUGAAGGUUUGAUCCUGUUAUUUCCUUCAGGCUCUCUGUAUACUCAACACGCUCAGAGGCAUCUUUUUAUGUGAACAAAAUUAAUCCAUGAUGGCCAACAAUCAACGGACCAUCCCACAGCUGAUCUCACAGCUUAGGCCUUAACUCAGAACUGAUGAAACAACAUCAGAGAAAACAAUAGUGGACGAACUCUACAGUACAUUGUCUAAAUACCCUGCAGCUGUUAAUUUAUAACAUCAGUCAGUGUGGCAGGCGAUUUCUUAGCUGUGUGGGAGCUGUGGUUGAAGCACACUUUUUAAUUUGCUUUUUGAAACAUGUCUUAAUUAGGCACGUCAAACAGGCUUUACUUUAUUUUAUAUGACAUAACACAACAUGCAUUAUUGGUGUGUAUUGUGUUUUUUGAGACUGAUUGUGAUUGCACCUAUUGAAACAAGGUUAAGUUAUUUUAUCUUCAAGAUACAUCAUAUGGUACUUUCAAAUGCUACCACACAUUGGUAUCACGUUUGGGCCUGUGAAGGAGGCUGCGUUGCGAUUGGUUCAGCUUUCAAGUGAGACGCAGUCAAAGUCCAAUAAGUGACUGAAUGCCACACAUUUUUACAUAGCCAUUGAUUUGCUGUUUUUGUGUAACUUUUAUUUUAAGCUGCUUAUGGAACAUAUAGUCAAAUAGUUGAUCUCAAGUGACCUUUGUUUAAUUGAAGUCUGAAAUGUAUGUUGCUUCACAUACUAGAUUGUAGUUACACAAGGUGUCCUCCUGCUGACAGGAAGUAGACUGUCCCUGAAUUAGAGAUGCACAAUAAUGUCAGCUUGUCGUCAGUAUCGGCUGAUAUUGGCAUCAAAAUGAAAUAUCUGAAUUGGCAAACAUGCUGAUUUCCGCCGAUAUCACAAACCGAUAUUUUUUUAAAUCAUUAUUGACAUUGUGAACAUUUAAAAAACAUGA